Molecule: messenger RNA, 615 nt
Organism: Trichechus manatus latirostris (Florida manatee)
Lineage: Eukaryota; Metazoa; Chordata; Mammalia; Sirenia; Trichechidae
Product: alpha-1,3-mannosyl-glycoprotein 4-beta-N-acetylglucosaminyltransferase-like protein MGAT4E
Biological process (GO): protein N-linked glycosylation
Molecular function (GO): acetylglucosaminyltransferase activity
Source: RefSeq, a predicted model, not a curated record
AUGAGCUAUGCCACAAACCUCUCUGAUUACUUCCUCUUAAUAGACGACAACGUCUUUUGUAGCCCCAACUUUGUCAGCCACAUUCAGUGGAAGGUGACCAACAUGAACUCCAACCCAUGGGUACUACUGGAGUUCUCCAACAUGGGCUUCCUUGGUAAACUCUUUCACAGCAGGGACCUCCCACUCAUCGCCCAUUUCCUCCUCCUCUUCUACAAGGAGAAGCCCCUUAACAGGCUGAUUCCUCAUUUCCGUGCCCUCCUGGUUCAGCAAAACCCAAUCCUCUGCAGGCCUUUCCUCUUCUACCACAGAGCCUCCCACCCCAUGUUUGAUGACAAUCAGAAGACCUCAACAGUUAAGAAAAACGACUCUUAUGGUCCUGACAACCCACCUGGAACAGUUUUCACUGAUAUGAAGGUUUUUGAUGUUCAUUUUCCCUGGGAGGCUUACACUGUGGACGAGUCAUUCUUUUGGACAUAUAAUGUUAGUACAGGGAACCACCUGACAGUGAUUUUCAGCCAUCCAGUGAACCUGAAGAGAGUACAAGUGAUGACAGGUUCCAUGGUGGGGAGAGUAUACCCUGAAGAAGGGGCAAGUGGAGCUGGGCUAUACCCCUGA